AUGGCACUCACCGUGCCUCCAACAAUAUUCUCUGUAACAUUGUCAAACAACGGACUCGGCAAAGACAUGUGGACUCUACCACAGAAGAAUAUCGAGAAUGUCCUCUUUUAUUACUACUUGGGAGAGCUCUUCUACUUCGCUGCACUGACUGCAACCAAAAUCAGCAUACUUUUUUUCAUGCUUCGUGUGUUCUCCAUGAGCAAAAGAUUCCGCCAACUCGUCUACGGAACAAUGGCUCUGUGUCUUGCAUAUGGGAUUGCCUUCAUUACAUGCACGGCUUUGCAGUGCAGUCCAGUCAAUUACUCCUGGGAGCAGAUCGACAGCAACAAGGUCGGAAAAUGCAACAACAUUCAUCUCCAGGGGUGGAUGUCUGCGAUUUGCAACAUCCUCAUCGACAUCGUAAUCUUGGUCCUUCCCCUGAAGAAGCUGGGCGAGCUUCAGAUGAAGUUGAAGAAGAAGCUCAUGAUUAUGUUCAUGUUCUCUUUGGGGAUUUUGUCCCUCAUCGUCUUUGCCAACUCGCAGAACAUCACUUGGGACUACACCGAGGCAGCCUUGUGGAGCACCAUUGAACUCCAUGUAGGCAUCAUCUGCGCUUGUCUGCCUUCAUUGCGUGCUCUUUUCAUGGCGCUGGGUGUGCGGGUACUUGGUUCAACCAAAGGUCAUGCGAAUGGCCCAAGAUCCACCGGAACGAAGUCCGGAACGAACAAGAGCGGAUUGGGUUCCACAACAGAAAAGACGGCCAAAAGCGCCCCUCGACAGGGCGACGAGAGUGAUUUCAUUCCGCUAGUCGACGUGGAUCAUGGCAAGUCCAGCUUUAGCGAGUCGGUCGGUGUGUAUCGUGAGCAGUCUACUUCAUAG
Messenger RNA from Colletotrichum spaethianum, 858 nucleotides. Its product is annotated as satratoxin biosynthesis SC1 cluster protein 4. NCBI's taxonomy places the organism in Eukaryota, Fungi, Ascomycota, Sordariomycetes, Glomerellales, Glomerellaceae. The record is from RefSeq and is a predicted model, not a curated record. Bases 1 to 858 code for a protein of 285 amino acids. The transcript has 4 exons.